Molecule: messenger RNA, 973 nt
Organism: Myiozetetes cayanensis
Lineage: Eukaryota; Metazoa; Chordata; Aves; Passeriformes; Tyrannidae
Gene: UPK1B
Product: uroplakin 1B
Exons: 7
Coding region: 8-790 (260 amino acids)
Cellular component (GO): membrane
Source: RefSeq, a predicted model, not a curated record
AUUAAAGAUGGCAAAAAGUGAGGACUGCAUACACAUCUUGCAGGGUCUAUUAGUCUUUGGGAAUGUGGUCAUUGGGAUGUGUGGCAUUGCCCUGACAGCAGAAUGUAUCUACUUUGUGUCUGAUCCACAUGGUCUCUACCCUCUGCUGGAAGCCACAGAAAAUAAUGACAUCUAUGCUGCUGCCUGGAUUGGCAUCUUUGUUGGCUUUGCACUGUUUGCUCUAUCUAUCCUUGGUAUCAUUGGAAUCAUUAAGUCCGACAGGACCUUGCUGCUGGUGUACAUCAUUCUGAUGCUGAUCACUUUUGCAUUUGAAAUGGCUUCUUGUAUCACAGCAGCAACUCACCGAGACUUCCUCACUCCAAAUCUCUUCCUGAAGCAAAUGCUGGAGAGGUAUCAAAAGGCAAACCCAGCUAAUGACAAUGACAAAUGGAUGACUGAAGGGUUCACGAAGACAUGGGAUAAACUCAUGCUUCAGAACCAUUGCUGUGGGGUGCUGGGCCCCUCUGACUGGCAGGAGUACCUGUCUGCCUUCCGCGCCACACACGACGAUGCCGACUUCCCUUGGCCACGACAAUGCUGUGCCAUGAAUACCCAAGGGCUUCCCGUCAACCUUGAUGGCUGCAAACUUGGAGUCCCUGGCUAUUACAACAGCAAUGGUUGUUAUGAUGCUAUUUCUGGGCCAGUGAACACACAUGCCUGGGGUGUUGCCUGGUUUGGUUUUGCCAUCCUCUGCUGGACUUUCUGCGUCCUCCUUGGUACCAUGUUCUACUGGAGUGGAAUUGAAUACUGAAGGCCCGGUGUACUCAGCGCUGUCCUGGAAUGCCAUGUGAAACUGCAUUUGUCUCCUGCUCCAUUCUCCUCGUGCCAUGGAGGAUCUGAAGUUUUCCCACUACCUCUCCCAUAUAUAUAUUUUUGCCCCUCCAAAACCUGACACACAGAACUGACUGCAGGAAAGAAUCUUCUUGUCCCUCCU